This is a messenger RNA of Aedes albopictus (Asian tiger mosquito), 2028 nucleotides long. Its product is annotated as small integral membrane protein 14. The transcript has 5 exons. Bases 930 to 1232 code for a protein of 100 amino acids. The record is from RefSeq and is a predicted model, not a curated record. NCBI's taxonomy places the organism in Eukaryota, Metazoa, Arthropoda, Insecta, Diptera, Culicidae. Gene Ontology annotation, cellular component: endoplasmic reticulum.
CGACGUAAACAAAUGCGCGGGGUGGAAAUUCUUCCUCCUUCCGAAGACUGCUCUGUUUAUCAACAGCUACCAGCGCUCCUCCCCCGAAAAUAACCCUUGCGUGUAGUGUGUAGUGUCUUUGUGUGUGGAAAUUACUAUCGCCGCCCAACGCAAAACAAUAUUUUUGCCACAUUAGCAAAAUGUUCCUCUAAUGAUGGUUUGGCUAGAGCGCGGGGGGUUUUCCCCGUGUUGUGGCGGUGACGACUUGAAAUAAAGAAUAAUAUUUUGAUAAGCGAAUUGUGCUGACCUUGCAGAGACUGUUUCUUUCUGUUUCUGUCGCCAUAAAAACUAUACCAUUGAGAAACGACAUUACGGUACAUUCCUGAUGCCGUGUGGAUGGACUUUCUCUGUCGGUCUAAGUGAGAUCUUGCUGCACCAGGAUUAGGUGCAUAAUCAUUCAGUCGAGCUCAAGGUUUCGGAAGGAAACUAAUGACAUAAUCUUCUCGAUAGCUAAAAAACCAAUAGCGAGUAUUCCAAAUAGUGAUACCACUAAGAUCUGUUAUCACGUUUAUCAGCUGAAAUGAAGUGUGGGUGGAUGUAGUUCUCCACAUCAGAAAAGCAUCUUCUAAGCUCGUUUGAUACGCUGCAUACUUGACAUCAGCCGCGGUCCGAUUGCACACUUGCGGAUUGUGGUGUGAUUGUAUCGGUAGGUACAUACAGCUGGAAUAACAGCUGCAGCACAGCACAGUCCAAUACUGGAAAACCACGUAAGUGUUUGAUGUCGCGGCUAAGUUGUUUAAAAAUUGCUUUGGAGAGCAUACGAUCGAUCACUGGAACUGUUUUGUAGUGCUGGCUGAGCUUCUACUGAUUAAACAAGUUAAACAUUAUACAGGUGCACCUGGUUUUGUAAAUCCAAUUGACCCUUCCAAGUAAAUAACAAGACAACCAAAAUGAGCGACGAAUUCGAUGGAUGCGAAUGCAUUUGGAGCCAUGAGCUGGCCAUGCGUCGGUUAUUGUCGAUUCUCCGCAAUGGACAGUCCUAUUGCACGGACAACGAGUGCAUCGAUUUACCGAAUGCACCGAACCAGGGCGCCAGCGACAACUUCUUCAUGUUGAUGCUGUUCAUGAUCUUUGCUGUGAUAUUAUAUGCGAUGCGGCCAGCGUCGCUCCGUCGGCGGAACGACCUGAACAAAGCACUGCCACCGUCGAAUGGGGGCCCAAGCAACGAUGGGGCACCACCGGCAGUCAACUGAUAGAAUCGUCAAAAUAGUUUACCGGAAUCUGUAAAAUUCAAAAUGGUGUAUUUCUACCUAAUCUAGAACGAAUCGACGUUAUUGCGUAUUAGGAACAGCCGUGUUAGGGUUUCUUUUUUUUUUAUUUUUCAAAGUGAUUAUCGUGAGUUCUUAUCUAAAAGCGUAACAAAAAUGAAUAGGGAGGUGACCCAUGUAAUUAUGGGUUGAACCACUAAAUAGUGCUAGAAUAAACUUGAUAUGAAAAUCAAAAUACCUAGAAUGUAAUGUAUCUACUUGUGAGCUGCCACGUGGGCCUCGUAACAUAUUAUAUUCCAAUUCUAUACGUUUGAGCGCAUUUUGUUAUCAAUUGGUGCACUUUACACGUUUUAUUUACUAUCCAAACUAUGAAAGUAUCCACUACUUACACUUUUUGACCAUCAAAAUAAGUUUUGUUCUAAACGAUCAACGCACACAAACAUAUAAAGAUGGCACAGUCAGUGGUAGAUAACAGGUGAACGGUCCAUACAAAAAAACGUAUUUCCUUAUUCCUUAUAUUCCACACGGAGAAAGCUAGCCGUUAGAUAUUAUUUAUCUGUUAUAUUUUUAUUUUAUAUGUAUACCCUUAUAUCUAUAUAGUUUUAAUUGCAAUUUUUACAAACACAUCAGUUUAUGGGUUCCAACGUUGUUCUUACCGAAAAGACAUUCUAUACGAACGAUUUUGUUUAACAUGUGUUAGGGACCCUCUUAUUUUGUUUAUAAGAUUUUCUUUCCAGGGAAAUUUAAAUACAAAGUAAAUAUAGUAACUUCACACAACAAA